CUUCUUUUACCAGAAAGACGCCACUGUGCUCUGAGCUGAAGAACAACUCAAAUAAAAUGAGGAUAAUUGUGCUCGCGCUGUGUGUUUGGUUGUGUCAGGCCAGUGGAGAAUCCUGCAAACGCCCGAAGAUCAGUGGAGGCUUUGUAGUCCCCGUGUCAGAGACCUACUCUCAUGCUACUAAAUUGUCCUACAGCUGCAACCGUGAAAUGAAAACCACUCUGGAGACAUGGUGGGGGGAGUUAUUAUGUGAUAAUGGGAAAUGGUCCCCCGUCCCUCUCUGCGUUCCUAUAACCAACUGCAUUCCCCAAAAUAUCAAAAACGCCCAACCAAUGCCACCAAGAGCGUCCUAUUCCGACAGCAGCAAUGUUACCUUCGUUUGUAAAAGAGGCUUUAAGGCUGACGGACAAAUUGACAUGAUGGUGACGUGUAAUAAGGGGGCGUGGAUCAGGCAUGCAGAGUGUAAGCGAGAUGCGUCUGCAUGCAACCCUCCUGCCAAGGUUAAUAAUGCGAUGAUCACAAGACCAUACCAGGACACGUUUGAACACGGUGACACAGUGGAAUUCGUUUGCCAAAAUGGCUUCAGGUUGGAGGGAAACAAAUCCAGCACAUGUCUGAAUGGAACAUGGUCCAGUCCCCCAAUUCAGUGUGUUAAAGUCAUGGUGCAGACUCAACCUGAAGGUUCUGCUAAUUCCAGAAAACCAACAUAUGAUGAAUCAGGAGUUACCCAGGGUGGUUCAGAAGAUUCCAGUGACCCAUCAAGACCAGCAAUUACUCAUGUCAGAGAGUGUAAACCUUACCCCACUAUUGAAAAUGGAGAUUUUAUCGAGGAGUCUGGUGGGAGGGCCUUAAAAGCUGAGUGUGCUUCAUUUUACAAACUUGAAGGACCCAAACAAGUAAUGUGUGUAUUAGGACAGUGGUCGAAGCUGCCUGUUUGUAAAGCUCCAUGUUUACUGGAUCAGUCACAGUUACUUCGCAGUCAAAGAAGAUACUUGAUACACGGUGAAGAGGAUGAAUUUUGGUGCAAGUGGGGUGGAUGGGUGAAAGUCAAGUGUGUUGAUGGAAGAGCGCAAUAUGAAGGAUGUAAGUGUAUCAUACAUACUGUAUUCCACCUGCUCAAAAACACACUUUAAACUUAGCUUAGGUAUGUUAAUAUAUGUAAUAACUAACUCAAUGUGUGUGUGUGUGUGUUUUUUUCUUUUCUUUUUUUUUAGGUGGUUACUAGGUGAGUAGACUACAUAAAAACAGUAUCUCAGCACAGGAGUUCACUCUAUAGAUGAGCUACACUGGGUCUGGGUGAUGAUCAGACCUGCGCAAGGCGUUUUGCGAUGCUCGUUGCUAUCUUACACCCAGUCAACAGUCUAUUUUCCCACCUUGCUCAUGCAUCGUUAAAAUAUCAUCAUAAUUUAGGAAUAUAUUGGCAGCAGGAAACACAGGAGAGUCGGUGAUUUUGACUGUUGUCAGGGUUUAAACAGUCAGUGGCGCUCCUGUGUUUCCUGCUGCCAAGAUAGAAACACACCAGAAACUCAUAGUACUGAACACACCUCACUUCCAGACCACUAUCUUGGCAGCAGGAAACACAGGAGCGCUGCUGACUGAUUAAAACCCUGACAACAGUCAAAAGUCAGCUGCGCAACCAUUAUACUUAUAUAUAUAUAGUACAUACUGACACGCCCUAAAUCAGUCUACACAAAGCACAACUAACCAGUAGGCUAUAGAUCACUAAAAAAUAGCCCUCAGACUUAAAAUACAUAAAAGUACAAGUGCUCUAUCAAAAAAGUGACUUGAGUAGAAGUUGAGGUGUUCUUUAAGCUCCACAUUUAAGAGGAAGUACUCAAAUAUUUCUCACUUAAGUACUGUUAGUAGUUUAUUAUAAAAUGUACUAAAAUACUACUCAAGUACUGAAAGUAAACGGACAGUACUGUGUUAUGUAGUUAUUACAGAAAGCAGCCAAAGUCUGGAUCUCAUAUUGCUUAUAUUAUUUUAAUAACAUUCACAAUUCCACAAUUUACAUUUACAUCGAGUCUUCAGUUAACUCUUUAAAAAAGCUCUAGUCCAAAAGAGAAGGGGAACAGAGCUCACAGCUAUUCAGUAUAAAAGGUCAGUAGUUGGUCUAUCACUAUAGCGAAAUCAAAUCAAGCUGUCAAAGGCCUCAAACACAUGUUUUAUAUGUAAAAACAAGUGAUCAGAGCAACUAAAACACUGAGAUUAACUCUUAAUAAACACAUAAUUGUAUCUGUGAUGUUUUCUGUGUUUUAAUCAGUGUUUUUAUGUUUUUAAGGCGAAAUGAGAGCCUGAGGCAAAUCUCACCAUCCCAUCCUCGUCUGAAACACACAGUCAGAGUGACCGGAGGACCUGCAAAUCCUAAAACUCAAACCCUUUUCAUCAUUACGUUCUCUUUAUUCAUCCACAAUAAAAGCAGAGAACUCAGA
Messenger RNA from Astyanax mexicanus (Mexican tetra), 2429 nucleotides. RefSeq names its product coagulation factor XIII B chain. Bases 57 to 1130 code for a protein of 357 amino acids. The transcript is spliced from 9 exons. The record is from RefSeq and is a predicted model, not a curated record. NCBI's taxonomy places the organism in Eukaryota, Metazoa, Chordata, Actinopteri, Characiformes, Acestrorhamphidae.